CUUUUUAAUCAUUAGAAACUUAAUAUUUUUUUUUUUUUUAAAAAAAAAAGAAAAUACAAAUACCUUUAAAUUUGCUUCUUUUUUUUCAUAUAUUUAUAAAUAUAUUGAAAAUAGUAAUAACAAACUAAAAAAACAAAUGUUUUCUUCAGUUGCUUUAGUUGCAUCACUUGUAAAAAGUGCAGCAUUUCCUACCAAUAAUGUACUUAAUGAUAAAGAACAAAUAAUUACCGAUAUUUCCCCUGAUCUCGUAAAAGCUGUGACAGCUGAAUUGAAAAAAGAAAUUGAUGCUGUUUCUACUACAGAAAGUCAAGUAACUAUUGUCGAUGAAGAAACUACUAUAGUGUUACAAUCGAGAGUUAGAAAUGCUAUUCAAUAUCUUUUAACUCCUUAUUCUGAAGACUCUAAAGUAAAAUUACUUGAUGCAAAUCAUUCUGUGAGUUACAUUGCUUAUGGUCUCUCUGAUAUCGUUUUUGUCUAUUCUGGUUUGGCCUCUGAUGAGUAUUCCCUUGGUCAAGAAUUAUCAAAUUGGGCCUCCUCUGCUGUACGUAAUGUGAAUCAUCAACUUGUAAAAGUGGUUCAAAUGGAGACUCGUGCUGGUGCACUUCAAGCUGUUCAAGGUGUUCUUGCUGAUUCUCAAGAGAAAAGUGUGUCUGUCUUGACCACUUCUCAGGCAUUACUCUCAAUGAUUCCUAACUUACAGGCUCUUGCUUUGAAUCAUCAACCCGUUGUUUUUCAUGUUGCCGCUCAAUCUGUAGAUCAAGACCUUAUUCCUUCUCCUAGUCUAGAUGCUGUUCUUACUGCCCGAAAUACGGGUGCUAUCUUAUUAUCUUCUGCAAAUGCUCAAGAAGCACAUGAUAUGGCCAUUGUUGCUCAUCUACUUGCUCACUCUGUUCAUUUACCUGUUAUUCAUUUCUUUAAUGGUGUUACUGCUGCAAAACAAAUUGAAAAAGUGAAUUUGACUUCUUAUGUUCAAUUGGCACAGUUAAGGGCUACCCCUCAUCAUACAGUUCAAUCUUUAUCGUCCUAUUAUACUGAAUCUUAUAAAACAACUCAAACCCUACUUGCUCAAUUUAAUUAUAAACCAUUUGAGUAUACAGGUGCCGAGGAUGCAGAGACUGUGUUGGUGGCUUUGAAUGCCACUGCUGCCUCGAUUGAUCAAGCCGUUCAACGUGCUACAGAAUAUUUAAAGACAAGUGUAGGUCUUGUUCGUGUUCGCGUUUUCCGUCCUUGGUCUGAAUCUGACUUUAUUACCAUCUUACCCAAAUCAGUUCGUCGUGUCGUUGUCCUCGAGGAAGGUGCUGGGCUUUACUCUUUCAAUGGACCAUUAUAUCUAGACAUCGCUGCCUCAAUCCGUUUUGGUUCCUUGGCUCAUGACCGUCGUCCUCGUUUAGUAAGUGCACAAGCGUCUGACUAUAGUCAUCUCCAUGCUACGCAUUUGCCCUCUCUUAUCAAAGAAGCCGAACUUGAAAACUUCAUUAAUCUUGCUGCAGAGCCCUUUAGUGAUUCAAUCUCAGAUGAAACGGUUGCACUUGAAAAGAGUGAUGCUGCCUGGAGCGCCAUCUUCUGGGAUAGUGUCAAGGAUAAUACAGCGACUGCUGCUCUUCAUGAUGCUCAUCUUUUAGAGGCCCUUCAGCCUGAUGUGAAGGCUCGUGUUAGACAUGAUGCUUAUCGUCUUGGUGGUCCUGUCACUCAAACCCAUCUUACCUAUGGUCCUCUCACGACGGCUCCACAUCGUUAUAUUGAAAUUCAUAAUGUCAGCCUAAUCCGUGAAUAUAAUACUUUGGCGAAUGCUGCUCAAGGGGCUACCAUCGUUCUUCAUGGUCCUUGGAAACAUGGUGAUGAACUUGAAGGUAUCUUGUCUAAUGAAUUCAAGUUUGGAUUAACACACAUCAAUGCUAAACUCUAUACGGUGGAUGCUUCACGUAUUGCUCAAGAGCAUGAGUUGAACAUCAAGUCUUCACACCUUAUUUGGGAAGCCGUAUUUUUGAUUUUAUCUCAACAACAACAACAACAAUAUUUGGUUGAUCAACUCUCUGCUCUCUAUGAGGAACUUGAAUUCGAUGAGACCAAGUACACGCUAACUGAUUUGAUCACACGUGUUGUUAAUUCAGUCAAAGAUGGCUUAACAGAGGUAGAAUUAUUACCUCCUUGGACAAUUUUAGAGGUAAGUGAUGAUGUCUUGCCCUCAACUCCUUUAGACCGUUUGGUGAAUGCUCAAGAGGAUGUAGCCAAAAAUGAAGAUGAUACGGCUGAGGUGAACGUAAAUCGAUGGCAUAAGGCAGCUUGGCAUUUCAUGUUUAAUGAGGCAUAUCAUACCGAGACAGAGAUUCGCCCCGACUUGCAUGAAAAGACUUUUCUAAUUCGUGUCAGUGAAAAUCGACGUUUGACACCUGAGAGCUAUGAUCGUAACGUUUUCCAUAUUGAAUUUGACACUACAGAAUCAAACCUCAGAUAUGAACUUGGUGAUGCCCUUGGUGUUCAUGGUCAUAAUGAUUACCAGGAAGUUCAGGAUUUCUUGGAUUGGUAUGGUUUGAAUGGCAAUGACGUUAUCUCUAUCAAGACAAAUGAAGAUGACACUGAACAGGUUCGUUCUGUUUUCCAAUUGUUUAGUCAAACCUUGGACAUCUUUGGUCGUCCCUCAAAGAAAUUUUACGAAUCCCUUGCUGCUUAUGCUACUGAUCCUAAAGAGCGUGAGCAAUUGUUGUAUUUGAUUUCACCAGAAGGCAAAGAGGACUUUAAGAAACGUGUAGAUGAUACCGUAACUUAUGAAGAUCUUUUACGUGAGUUCAUUUCUGUUAAACCUCCACUUGAAGUUCUUGUUCAACUUAUUGCACCCAUCAAACCUCGUCACUACUCGAUUGCAUCCUCUCAAAAGAUGUACAAUCAUGCUGUUCAUUUAUUGGUUGUCGCUGUUGACUGGGAAGUCAAGGGCAAGAAACGUCAUGGUCAGUGUACUCGUUAUUUAUCAAGAUUGAAUGUUGGUGAUCAAGUCACUGUUUCGAUCAAACCCUCAGUUAUGAAACUUCCUCCUCUCGACUCUCAACCUGUCAUUAUGGCUGGCCUUGGUACUGGUAUGGCCCCCUUCCGUGCUUUUAUUCAAGAGCGUUAUUUAGCCAAGUUAGCAGGCAAAGAGGUAGGCCCCGUUGUUCUUUAUUUUGGUUCCCGUCAUCGAUCCAUGGAAUAUCUUUAUGGAGAAGAAUUAGAAGCGUAUCAUGCGGAUGGUGUUCUUUCACACAUCGGUUUAGCCUUCUCUCGUGAUCAAAAAGAAAAAGUCUAUAUUCAACACAAAAUGAUGGAAGAUGCAGAGAUGUUGAGCGAUUAUUUGAUGAACAAGAAGGGGCACUUUUACCUUUGUGGUCCUACUUGGCCUGUUCCUGAUGUGAAAGAUGCUGUUGUUCAUGGUCUUACAAAAUACGGUGGUGUAGAUGCUACUACGGCUUCGGCUCUUAUUGAGGAAUGGAAGGAAAAGGAAUCCUACAUUUUAGAAGUGUAUUAAAAUUUCUUGAGCAUAUUAUAAUAAUAAAUAAAAAAUAGCAUUAUCAUUUAAGAUAAAUGUUCAAUUUAUAAAGAAAACAAA
This is a messenger RNA of Cokeromyces recurvatus, 3577 nucleotides long. RefSeq lists its product as uncharacterized. The record is from RefSeq and is a predicted model, not a curated record. Bases 137 to 3496 code for a protein of 1119 amino acids. Lineage: Eukaryota; Fungi; Mucoromycota; Mucoromycetes; Mucorales; Mucoraceae. The transcript has a single exon. Gene Ontology annotation, molecular function: FMN binding; sulfite reductase (NADPH) activity; flavin adenine dinucleotide binding. Gene Ontology annotation, cellular component: cytosol.